Penicillium crustosum is the source of this 918-nucleotide messenger RNA. RefSeq names its product fungal specific transcription factor domain-containing protein. Bases 1 to 918 code for a protein of 305 amino acids. Lineage: Eukaryota; Fungi; Ascomycota; Eurotiomycetes; Eurotiales; Aspergillaceae. The record is from RefSeq and is a predicted model, not a curated record. Gene Ontology annotation, biological process: DNA-templated transcription. Gene Ontology annotation, molecular function: zinc ion binding; DNA binding. The transcript has a single exon.
AUGAAUCCAGAAACCUCAAUCAUUCGCGAGAAACAAGACCAAUGGCCUACUGUUCCAACAUCUGAACCACUGCAUAGACAGUACCUUGGCGGAAUGACUUACAUGCUGCAUAAUGCCCCUGGUAUUCCCCCAAACUAUCGCCGGAUCACAGCGACCUCAACGACCAAGAACCAGGCGAUCUUGACCAUAAUAGAUCCCAUGUCACCACCACCGGCAAUUUUAUUAAGUGCCUACGUUGACGCCUACUUCCAACAUGUUUUCCAUCGAUUGCCUGUUAUCGAUCGUGCCGAUUUCUCUUCUAGCAGGCCUUCGGUAGCUCUUCAACAAGCGGUUUGCAUGGUGGGAACUAUUUUACGACAUCCGAAAGGACGAGAUAUUCUGGCUGAGAGUGAGAAAUAUUAUUACAAUGCUAAGACUCUUAUCCACACCAAUCACGAGCAGGACCCAAUGACAGUUCUUAAGGUCAUGUGUCUCUUUUCAACACGCAACAUUGCUGGUCCUGUAUUAUUGACCAUCGAUUCCCCGUGGCAGUGGUUGGUUAUAGCAAUAAGAUUGUUGCAGCAAAUGGGCCUGCACCGCGAGGAAAUAUGUGCUGCUUAUGUCAAUCCAAAGAUUGCACGGAGGAUUGCCUGGUCCCUCUUCGUGCGUGUGUCUCCCAAAUCCAUCUUUACUUUUACUAAUGACAUCCAGGUUCAAGAUAUACUUGUGUCAGCUGCAUUUGGAUGGCCUACAUCUAUCAAAAAACAUGAGUUUGACGUUCGACCUCUGACAGAAGAAGAUUUCGAGUCUUCUGGUAUUCAAUCGUUGCUUUUCAUCGAGCUAGCCAAGAUAAUUAGCAUUCUCGGUAGUAUAUUAGACCUCCGGGGUCGGAGUACUGAACAUGUGCGAACACAGGUACGUGCGCCUCGAAUCAUUUAG